Malaclemys terrapin pileata is the source of this 1191-nucleotide messenger RNA. RefSeq names its product olfactory receptor 5B21-like. Gene Ontology annotation, cellular component: membrane. Gene Ontology annotation, biological process: G protein-coupled receptor signaling pathway. Gene Ontology annotation, molecular function: G protein-coupled receptor activity; olfactory receptor activity. Lineage: Eukaryota; Metazoa; Chordata; Testudines; Emydidae. Bases 1 to 1191 code for a protein of 396 amino acids. The transcript has 3 exons. The record is from RefSeq and is a predicted model, not a curated record.
AUGGAAAGUCAAAACAAUGUGACUGAGUUUAUUCUUUUGGGACUUUCCAAUGACCCGCUGCUCAAGAUUUUCCUCUUCCUGGUAUUUUUAGUUAUUUACUUAUUUACGCUGGUGGGGAAUAUGGUGAUCAUGCUGGCAAUAAGGACUGAUUCUCAGCUUAAUUCACCCAUGUACUUCUUCCUCUUCUGCCUGUCCUUCCUCGAUAUCUUCUACUCCUCUGUCACCAUCCCCAAGAUGCUGGAGAACUUCCUAUCAAAGCGGAAAACUAUUUCAGUCUAUGGCUGCUUUGCACAGAUUUUCCUUAUUAUAUUGUCAGGGUGUACUGAAGGAUUCAUGCUUUCAGUGAUGGCUUAUGACCGACACGCUGCCAUAUGUGAUCCACUGCACUAUGUGAACAUCAUGAACAAGCGAGUCUGCCGUCAGCUGGUGGCUGGUGCAUGGACAAUGAGUUUUUUCUUUGCACUUGUCAACACUCUUUUUCUAUUAAAUGUAAAUUUUUGCAGACCAAAUGAAGUCAAUCAUUUCAUCUGUGAGCUCCCUUCACUGCUAGCUCUGUCUUGCACCAAGACCUUCAUCAAUGAAGUGGUUCUUCUUACAUCCGUUGUGAUAUUUGGAUUGAGCUCCUUCAUCCCCAUUUUGGUCUCUUAUAUUCACAUCAUCUCCACCAUCCUGAGGAUACACUCCGCAGAAGGCAGGAGUAAAGCCUUCUCCACUUGCAGCUCCCAUCUCACUGUGGUGUGUUUAUUGUACCUGGCGGCUCUCUUCCAAUAUAUGAAACCCAAUGCAGCACCCUCUGUGAUUCUAAAUGAACUCUUCUCCAUCCAGUACAGCAUCUUAACUCCCAUGUUAAACCCCAUCAUUUACAGCCUGAAAAAUAAAGAAGUGAAAAUGGCUCUGUGGAAAAUAUACUCAAAAGAAGGAAGCCUGUUAAACAAACAGUGGGACCACCGAGAACACAGUGCUAAAGUAGCACUCAAGGAGGAUGAGGACAUUGCUGAGAAACCAAAUGAAUUAUUUGCACCGGUCUUUACAGAGAUCUGGUACACCACUUCUACUAUGCCCAAGAUGCUAGGGACUGCUUUUUGUGCCGUGAGGGAAAUCUCCUUCUUGGACUGCAUUGUCCAGUUUUAUUUCUUUGGUUCCAUGGCCUUCACUGAAUGUAAACUCCUUGUGGUGAUGCCUUAUGACUGA